AUGUAUCAAGUCUAUUUUGCAGCCUUGGCACUCUAUUCCUUUGUAGGAGCACCACUGGCUUAUCAUUAUGCUAAAGAAACCGAAGUUGCACAUUUGACACUUCGAUUUUCGGCGAAAGAUCGACUCUAUGCUGCUGCAAAACGCACGGCAUGCUUUUUACUGGGACUAUCGCUGUUGUUACUCAUGUCUAUGGUCGUGCUACUAUGUGGCAAACCUGCUAGCUCUGAUAUUGAUUGGUUAAGACCAUUGCUCCGAUUUUCAUCGGAUCUAGAGACUUUUCUACGACUGGUAGUAGGAAUUUUGGUACUUACAGGGAUAUACAUCUGGUUGGUCGUGUGCAGCAGAGGACUUGCGAGUGUGCCGCUGGUUGGCUUGUUAAUGGAAGAUCACAGUAUUGACGAAAACAUGGCGACAUUUGAAGAUUUAUUGCAGGAGAAUGCAAUCGAAACACAAGCAACAAAACAGACAAGAGAAGCAAUUCUGCAGCGAUAUGCUGUUGAACAGCAAAUGAGUGGUGCGGAUCAAGAACGAUUGUUGCAACUAAAGACGCGUGAACAGCUUCUUGAAGAACGUCGAGAUGUGCUACACGCAAACCUAAAGAAAUUUGCGCUGACUGGAAAACUGUCUUGCUGGAAAAUUCCAGUUGGUGUGACCUUGAUGAUAGUAUCGCUACUGAUCGUGAUAUCUAUGCUCAUCACUAGCAUCGACAAGAUAGCACACUCCAACUUCGACCGGGGAUUUCUUUUGAAUGCACCUGAGUUUCCGAAUCCAAUGGACCUACUGCUAGUACUAGCAUCGCGCGUCUUUCCGCUGGAUUAUGUGGUCUUUGCAGUGCUGUUUGUGUACUUGUUUACGAUUUCGUUGAUAGUGCUCAAGCGCCACGGUCUGCAGUUCCUGUGUUUUCGACUUGGACGAUUGCAGCCGCGACUUACGUCCGCUGCUACGAUGACUAUGCUUUCUCUUGUGCUAAUGCAAGUUGCAAUGGUAGGGCUUUUUGCACUGCUUACACUGGCGCCGCAGUAUUCCACGUUUGGUCACCAAAUGUUCGCUGAUAAAUCUGGACGCGUUAUUCCCUGCACAUUGGAGGAAGCAGCCAAUGCCGCUGCAGCUGCAGCCAAGUCGGGUAGGCCGCCCACUCAUUGCCGGACGACGCAGCUGGCACGAUUUUACAAUGCACUUGCAGUUGAGAUACCCAUGUUUGGUACAGCCUUUUUUGCUGGCCAAUUCAUAUUUGCCGCUGCUUUCGUGCCCUGGAUCGCACAUGCCUAUUGCAUGGCAAAGAAGCUUGAUGAUCAUGUUGACCCCAAGCGCCAGCGACUACUUGACGACUACUAA
Messenger RNA from Peronospora belbahrii, 1335 nucleotides. Lineage: Eukaryota; Oomycota; Peronosporomycetes; Peronosporales; Peronosporaceae. The record is from the annotation of a GenBank genome assembly.